AUGAUGUGCAAGUCGGACGACCCGGUGCCGCAGAGAGCUUACGCAGUCGCUAUACCUCUGCUGUACGAAAACGAUGUAAACAACAGCGCGAGACAGGAAGGCAGCGGAGAUCCGUCUUCAGGGUUCCGAAAAGUGGAGAAGAGAGCGGUGCGAUGCAAUGCCGUGGUGCAGUUCGCUGGGAGUUCCUGCAUCGAUCCUGAGGCACAGCCAAACGGCGGCUAG
This is a messenger RNA of Pseudozyma hubeiensis SY62, 222 nucleotides long. RefSeq lists its product as hypothetical. Bases 1 to 222 code for a protein of 73 amino acids. The transcript has 2 exons. The record is from RefSeq and is a predicted model, not a curated record. NCBI's taxonomy places the organism in Eukaryota, Fungi, Basidiomycota, Ustilaginomycetes, Ustilaginales, Ustilaginaceae.